AGUGAAAGCUACAUAUCACAGACCGACUGCAGCUUUUGAAGAGAGUGACACACUGGCAGAGCACACGGAGCACUUCUCUGCACCAGCUGCUGGUGAUGGAGCUCUAUAGAGAAGCGGAUCACUAUCUUAUGUCCUAUGGCAUCUCACCUGUGACGGAAAAUGAGAAUGAGAUGAGGGAUUCUGACUUACUACAGGAUGUGUUCAAUGCGGAGACAGACUGGGUUUCUCACAGCCCUCUGCAAACUGAACCAUGUGUGUCAUCCGCUCCAAUAGCAGAUAGCCCAGAUGACCUUCUACAGAAGAGAAUGGUGGUUCUGAAAGGGCUUCUGACCAGUGAGGAGAUCUAUCUGACAGAGUUAGAGACGCUGCUCACGCCCAUGAAAGCUCUGAAGGCAGCAGCAGGUACAUCUCAACCUGUGUUGUCCACUGAGGAGGUUCGGACUGUGUUCUAUCAAAUUCCUGAACUCAGAGACCUGCACAAGGACUUUUACACUAGCCUUAAAACCAGACUGCUUAGUGAAAAAGGGCUGGAUCAAGAAGAUAGGUCUCAAAAUCAGGGGACCCUGGAAAGUGCAGUGAUACUUUACCAGGGGAACCCUCAAGUACCUGUAGGAGAUCUGUUUCUUAAGUUUGUUAACCAGUUAGGAGUGUACCGGGGCUUCAUUGAUAACUAUGAGAAUGCGCUGGAGAUUGUGCAGAAGUGUAUGCUGUCAGACCAGCGCUUUAGGACACUAGCAGAGAGUAUGAUGUCCUUCAAAGGGUCAGAUAGGGUCAAAACUAAGUAUACCAUGGAAGCUCUCCUGUAUAAGCCGUUGGACAGAGUGAUGAAAACCACCCUCAUGUUACAUGAACUGUGGAACCACACGCCACCUGAUCACCACGAUAGUGUCUUACUGCAGGAAGCCCUUCGUCUUUCCAGCAGCUUCCUGUCUGGGGUCAAUGAAAGGUCCCAGUGCAAAAGGGCUGUCAUGCUCAGCAAAGGAGAGAGACGUCAACUGAUACGUGAUGGGUUUGUGGUGGAUGUCUGUGAGAGCGGGCACAACCUGAGACACCUCUUCUUGUACGCAGACUUGUUGCUGUGUGUCAAACUCACAAGUACUGGGAGACAAGCACAUUACAGGUUUUGCUGGUACCUGCCAUUGGUUGGCCUGAAGCUGCAGUGGGCUUCGGAACAGCUUCCCUCAUCAGAAUGCCAAAUAAAAAUCAGCAAAACCAGAGCCAAAAUGUACCAGCUCAAACAAGCACUCCAACAACACAUGAAAGGUGGCAAGGGGUCAUUUUCACGUGCAGUUGAACGUUUGAGGCGGAAGCUUGAAGAAUGUGAGCUUUGGCUUUUAACAAACACACCAUCCUUUACUUUAGAUCUACACAGCACCAGUGGAAAGAGUCACACAGUCCGAUUGUAUUCUUUAUAUGACUUGGAUGAGUGGAAAGAGGUCAUUGAGAUACAGAGUGGAAAGAGUAUAGAGACAGUUCCUCCAGACCUGCUGUCUGUCACUGGUUCCUGUAUCAAACUCAGAAUGACUCAACAACCUCCCCUUCAUUGUGUUAAAUCUAAUGAACAAUCACACGUGUGUGGGAGCAUAUAUGUGAUGGUUCAUUCGGCGUGUGGUCUGCAACAUCCAAGCAGUGUAUAUGUAUGUGUAGAGGUUGAUGGCUUUGAAUUCUACGACAGGCAAAAACAAACCUGCCUUUCAGCAUUCAGUGUGACAACGGUGUGGGAUGAGGAGCUAGUGUUUCAAGUGGACGGAGCUCAGCAGCUGUUCCUGGUGGUUGUAUCUCAGUCUGAGAGUGACUCGCAGGAUAACAUCUUGGGUAGAGCUGUGUUACAACUAGACCCUGACAUCAUGUUUAAGAAGUGGAAGAAACUCACAUGUUCUUUGGGGCAUAUUGAUGUAACCUUGUCAAUGAAGUACUUGCCCCACCCUCUUGAACCUCCUAGCUGUACCCCUCUCAUACCGGAACCAGUGUUCUGUGUGCAGAUUGCACAAGUGGCAAAGCAAGAGGGUGUGCUGGUCCCUCACAUUGUCCGUUCCUGUGUGGAGGAGGUUGAGAGGAGAGGAUUGAAUGAAGAGGGCAUCUACAGAAUCUCAGGAGCUAGUAGAGAGAUACAAGAACUCAAGCAUGCAUUCAACACUAAUUACCGUGAGGCUGUGAGUAAACUGAGGAGUUUAGAUGUGAACGCAGUGUCAGGCACUUUGAAGCUAUACUUCAGAGAACUUCCUCUAGCUCUUAUUCCCUCUGACCAUUUCCAGGGCUUCUCAGUAGCAAUAGACAUUGCUGACCCAUAUGUCAGGGCAAACCAUAUGCUGGCUGUAUUGCAGGGCCUACCAGAUGUAAAUCGCAACACCUUCCUCUUCCUCUUACACCACCUGAGACGUGUUGCAGAGAAGCAGGAACAGAAUAAAAUGUCUUUAAGUAAUUUGGCCACAGUGUUUGGCCCCAGUCUCUUGCGUCCCCCAGUGGAUCGUGUUGACAUAUCUCAAGAAGUGGAAGUUCAGGUUCAAGUUAUUAAUCUCUAUCUACAGUGUCAUAACCUUCCCGAACCUCUUCUUACUAAACCUCUGGACCUAGAGGAGCUAGAGACAUGAGCAACAGCCAUAAACCAGACUCAUUCAAAGACUCAAUUUUUAUAAGCCAUAUGUUUUAUGAAGGCAUAUUUCUUAAAUAUAUUAAGUGAGAUUCUAUUCCCAUUUUUUACAGUUUCUAAAUAAAUGAGCUUGAAGCUAAACUUUGGUCUUUGGACAGUAUUUAGUAAAACAUCAGUUGGCAACUAUCAUAGCUUGUAAAUGCAGCCAAAGUCUUUCAGUUUUUUAUAGCAAAAGACUACAAGUUCUGUGAGAUUCAUGGACUAUCUCACAUGCCUUCUCUUGUCUGUAUCUAAAGUAGUCCAUUUUAGAUGUUAAGGUUUGUUUUGGUUCCUUAUACUGCUGUGGAAUUAAAUCCUCUUUUUAACUUUUUUUGCAGACAGUGUAAUGUUUGCCUACAGAACUUUCAGAAAUUUUUAUUUUCCCCUCUACCCAAGAAAUAUUCCCCAUGCCACAGUUGUCCUGGAAAGUUUCUUGGUUUUCAAGUACUCAGCUGGCAGUAAACAGAAAUAAUGUUAACUGCCAUUCUGUCAGGUUCACUAUCGUCAAAAAUGAUUGACAUUAGCAUACAGUUUAGAUUUGUGGUAUAGUUCUGUUCUGGGCAAAAACUCCCUGUCCAUCCAUGUAGCCAGCAUGAAUAAGAGCAGGGAGCGCAGCGAUAACCCCCCUUAGGGUAAACAGAACAGGAAAAAUAGGUGUCAUUAGUUCUUAAUGACAUUUAAGUGUAACACAUCAUGUAAUUGAGACUUAUGAAAAGGAAUAGCAGAAGUCAAGUCCUGAUUGAAAAUGUGAAUUGGAGUUGGGGAUGGAGGGGGGUAAUGUGCUCCUGAGCAACGCGAUAAGCUGCUGUUAGCUGAAUGAAUUUUAAAACAGAAGCUGUGAUAACAUCAUAUUUCUAGGUAGAUGAAGAUCAGCUGAUGUGAGCCUGA
This is a messenger RNA of Triplophysa rosa, 3517 nucleotides long. RefSeq names its product active breakpoint cluster region-related protein. Bases 96 to 2591 code for a protein of 831 amino acids. The record is from RefSeq and is a predicted model, not a curated record. Gene Ontology annotation, biological process: positive regulation of GTPase activity; intracellular signal transduction. NCBI's taxonomy places the organism in Eukaryota, Metazoa, Chordata, Actinopteri, Cypriniformes, Nemacheilidae. Gene Ontology annotation, molecular function: guanyl-nucleotide exchange factor activity; GTPase activator activity. Gene Ontology annotation, cellular component: membrane. The transcript is spliced from 22 exons.